AUGGCUUCUUCUAGUACGCUGCCAGAGAAGAUGUUCGAGAUCAGUUUGUCUGAGGAAGAUGAAGGCGGUCUGGCUAUUCAGGAGGGAGAUGUUGCGGCGGUGGACGACAACGAUUUCAAUUGGAGGUUGUGCCUUGUUGGUCGAUUCAUCGCUCCAGGGGCUUUGGAUUUCCCUUCAAUGCAGCAAACGUUAGCUGCCUUAUGGAAACCAGGCAAGGGGGUGUACAUGAAGGAGCUUGAUACUAACAAAUUCCUAUUCCAGUUCUUUCACGAAAUAGAUAUCGAACGUGUUAUAGAUGGCAGUCCAUGGUUCUUUAAUCGGAGAGUCCUAGUGAUCUCACGGAUGGAGAGUAAUUGUAAUCCACGCCUAAUCUCCUUGAACACAUUGGAUCUCUGGGUCCAGGUGCACGACCUACCUAUAGGCUUUAUGACUUCCAGAAUUCUUGAAGCAGUCGGUGGUUUUAUUGGUAAAUUCAAGGAAUCGUGUCCUAAAAAUUUCAUGGGUGUUUGGAGGGAUUAUAUGCGAAUUAGAAUUACCAUUGACCUGCACCUGCCCCUCAAGAGAAGGAUGCGCAUCCAUAAAGGUGACAAUGAGUGGAUAUGGGUUACGUUCAAAUAUGAGAACGUUCCUACGUUCUGUUUUAUCUGUGGACGAAUUGAUCAUUCAGAAAAAUUUUGCCCAAAAAGAUUUGAACUACCUGAGGAAGAAAUCUUCCAGCCAUACGGUGAGUGGAUGAGAGCUCCAUUCCGUCGUCAGACCAAGCUUAUCAGUGCCCAAUGGAUUCGUAGCAGCUGGAAGGAGGAGGAGAUACGCAGUCCUGGGGAAAGGCCGGCCAUAAUCCCCACUUCAGUUCUCAUUGGCGAUGGGCAGGGCAGUGUGAACAUACCAGGAUCGUCUCCCUUGAUUUUCGGCAAUCAGAUCAAUUCCCCAAAUCGUGGGGUGCAGUUAAUGGCUAGUAACGGGAAAGAUGCUAAUGAUGGUCAACCACCCAUUAAUCCCACUUAUAUCAUGCAAGAUAUUGCAAAUCACUCUGGGGUAAUCAAUAGUGGGUCUAUUCUCAUUGAAACCAAGAAGAGAAGGGCUAGUCCUGAUUUGGGACCUAGUGAUCUGGUGGGCCUCGAGACUGAAGUGAGUCCAGAAUCUGAUGGUGAUGAGCCCAUCCCUGAUUACAGACUUACAGGUCUGUACGGUGAGCCUAAUAGGUCUAGAAGACAUAAUACAUGGAAACUCUUGGAAACCUUGGCCGACUCUUCUUCCACUCCUUGGUGCGUGAUUGGCGACAUGAACAACGUUCUUAGCAAUCAAGACAAACGUGGGGGUAAGCCUUAUCCCUCUUGGUUGAUAUCUGGAUUUCAGAAUGCACUUCGUUAUGGAGAUUUGGUUGAUCUAGAUAUGCUCGGUUAUUCCUUUACUUGGGAGAGAGGAAGGGGCUCAACCAAUUUCAUUGAAGUACGGCUGGAUCGUGCUCUUGUGUCUACUAACUGGCUGAAUCUUUUUCCUCAAGCUUCUCUUGUUAAUGUCGAAGUAACUACCUCGGACCAUUGUCCGAUUUUACUCUCUCCUCUGGCUGUUCGCAAUGUACCUCAUACCCGCCCCUUUAGAUUCGAAAAUGCCUAG
Humulus lupulus (European hop) is the source of this 1617-nucleotide messenger RNA. RefSeq lists its product as uncharacterized. Bases 1 to 1617 code for a protein of 538 amino acids. The record is from RefSeq and is a predicted model, not a curated record. The transcript has 2 exons. Gene Ontology annotation, molecular function: catalytic activity. NCBI's taxonomy places the organism in Eukaryota, Viridiplantae, Streptophyta, Magnoliopsida, Rosales, Cannabaceae.